Molecule: messenger RNA, 1877 nt
Organism: Ciona intestinalis (vase tunicate)
Lineage: Eukaryota; Metazoa; Chordata; Ascidiacea; Phlebobranchia; Cionidae
Product: ufm1-specific protease 2
Biological process (GO): proteolysis
Cellular component (GO): nucleus; endoplasmic reticulum
Molecular function (GO): deUFMylase activity
Source: RefSeq, a predicted model, not a curated record
UGCAGUUAAGACCACAGUGGUUAAGACACCGUACAUAGUUGGUAAAUGCAAAGUAAUCUUCUUUGUUGUGAUGGAAAUCAAAGUCGCAAAUGGUGUGAAUAAAAAAAUCUUGGAAACCCUUGGAGAAGAUGGUUGUGGGUUGGCUGUUGGCUUAAAAUCGGAAAAGUGGAUUAUUUUAACAGGCUAUUUAAGAUGUGACUUGUCCGAUUUAAAUAUCAGAAAAAAGAUAACUCGGUGGAUGCCUGAAGGAGUUGAUGUUUUAGCUUCAUACUCUGCAACCAAGAAGGAAUGCAUUCAAGACACAACAUGUCCAGUCCAUAUUUCCAUUGAAAAUAAUGAUCUGUCUGCAACCAUGUGGCAGGAUGGGAGAAUCUUUGAUACCACUAUGUGUGUUAUAAGUGAUGACGAGGCAAAAUCAUUGUUAGAUGAAAAUACUUGUUUGCUUCAUGUUACCGGCAACGUUAAAGUUAAUAUACCACAAAUAAAUGGUGAACUUGACACCAGUAAUGUGGGAGAAGUUUUAAAAAGUUCUGCAUUUUUGAUCAAAGAAAAAAAUCUCAUUCUCUCUGAAUCUUCCAAUGCAAUUUUAACAUGGAUGGAGUUUGUAUCAAAAAAUAAAAACAAUAAAAUACAAACUAAAUCCUCAAGCAAACUACUGCAUGUUGAGAUAAUGAAAUCAACAUUAAAUAAAGGCGAUUGUUUUGUGCCAAUUGUCAGUGUACGACCGGUGGCUACUAAAGUUUACCACCUCCCUAUUAAAGUUGAUGCACUUUGUUAUAUUAGAAAGGACGAUACAUUAGACAGAGCAUUGGAAAGUUUACAAAACACUGUACAGCGUCAGUUGUGGAAUGCUUGCUCUGCUAUGAAUGACCAACAACCAGACAACUCAAAAUGUGGAAUACCGAAGCCUUACUAUUACCAGAUGCAACACUACUGUCACCCGGUGGAAAUUUGGUAUCCAGGAAAUAAAAGUGAUAAUGAGUUGACCGAUUUCAGAAAGGAUGUGCUGCACAAGACAUUUUCUCUCCCGCACGAUCGACCGAUCUUUCGCAAAGCAAACUCCAUACAGUUCAACCCAACCAAUGAAGUUAUAUUGAAGAACACACACGAAGGGCUGACCCCUCCAAAACUCACGAAUGGAAAAGUUUAUACAGUACAUGGAACAUACAGCUAUCAUCACUAUAUGCAAGAUAGGAUUGAUGAUAAUGGUUGGGGUUGUGCAUACAGAUCAUUACAAACCAUCGUAUCUUGGUUCAAACAACAAGGUUAUACUGACCAACCAAUUCCAUCACAUAGGGAGAUACAGCAGACACUUGUUGAUGUUGGGGACAAAACAAAGGAUUUUGUUGGCACUCGUAAAUGGAUUGGUUCAAUAGAAGUAAAUAACGUGCUGAACCAACUCUUGGGUGUCACGUCUAAGAUUAUGUUUGUAAGUCAAGGUGCGGAACUUGUAAGCAGAGGAAGGGAACUUGCAAUGCAUUUUCAAAACCAAGGGACUCCUAUUAUGAUAGGUGGAGGUGUUCUUGCACACACCAUACUCGGUGUAUGUUUCAGUGAAACAACUGGCCAAACUCACUUUCUCAUACUUGAUCCACAUUAUACGGGUGGGGAAGAUAUUCAGGUUAUUCAAAGCAAGGGUUGGUGCGGAUGGAAAGGACCAAACUUCUGGAACCCAACUGCGUACUACAAUCUAUGUUUGCCACAGAGGCCAGCUUUGUUUUAAUAUUUUGAUUAUUUUUUUGUGGGAUUUGUGGCUGUUUGUGCUGUGUGCUGUAUGUAUGUGAAGGUUGUUUUAUUUAGCUCUACAAUUACAAAGUUUAUUUAAACAAAGCAGUGCGCACAUCAGCGGAAAUAAAACAUGGUGAUGGAUAUUAAAA